AUGCUGUCCAACCGCCGUUCCUUGCUGGGAGGUCCCGCCGGUGGCCCAAUGUCCGUCGACAAGUCCAACCCCAACCGCGCCACAUGGUGCCGCCGCGCCUCAUCCUUCACCGUCGCCCCAGGCGCACACGCCGACGGAGCGCCACCAAUGUACAACAGCGCCCAGACAGACAACCAGCCACACUGCCAGUCGCCAUCCGUCCUCACAUCCACAACAGCCGAGAUCCCAGGCCACCGCGUGGUCAAGGUCAUCGGCUCCGUCUACGGCAACACGACGGCGGCGCUGCCAAAGGACGGCGUCAAGAUGUGGCUCAAGACGGCCUGCGGCAUGGGCGCCGAGGUCAGGAGCCUGACGAACAUCAUCUAUAACGCGAGGGACGCGGCGACGGAUAGGAUGGUCAUGGACUGCGUUUCGAGGGGUGGCAAUGCUAUCAUCGGGUUGAGCUGCACGGAGAGCGAGAUCGCAGGCUGCGCUACGGUUAGUGUGCAGGGCACGGCAGUUUAUAUGGAGAUCAGCAGGAAGGUGGUUGAGGAUCCGUUCAAGGGAGAAUGA
This is a messenger RNA of Diaporthe citri, 552 nucleotides long. RefSeq lists its product as uncharacterized. The transcript has a single exon. The record is from RefSeq and is a predicted model, not a curated record. NCBI's taxonomy places the organism in Eukaryota, Fungi, Ascomycota, Sordariomycetes, Diaporthales, Diaporthaceae. Bases 1 to 552 code for a protein of 183 amino acids.